Messenger RNA from Acromyrmex echinatior (Panamanian leafcutter ant), 10179 nucleotides. It is a transcript of the gene RhoGEF3, whose product is annotated as Rho guanine nucleotide exchange factor 3. Gene Ontology annotation, biological process: intracellular signal transduction. Gene Ontology annotation, molecular function: protein binding; guanyl-nucleotide exchange factor activity. Lineage: Eukaryota; Metazoa; Arthropoda; Insecta; Hymenoptera; Formicidae. Gene Ontology annotation, cellular component: cytosol. The record is from RefSeq and is a predicted model, not a curated record.
GACCGGCACCCCAAAAGACCAUCCCAUGCGGUUAACUUACGUUCGUCAAUCCACCCCUUUUCUGACUGGCCCCCCUCAAGAGAUGUCGCAUCCUCGGCGUAAAUAGUGCCGAUCGACCGCACGAGCGUCUCCGCGAGGCGUUUUAAACUCGCGUGUACGGAUGACGGAAGGUGGAUUUCCGAGAAAAAUUUACAGAGAAAGUGCGUACAGUGCGAGUGUGCAUCUGUGCAUGCGUGCGUACGUGCUUCGCCGGCACGUUGACACUUCCUUUGUCCCGCUGCAAUCCUGGCGCGACAAAACCCGCGAGGAAAGGUGACGAGCCGCUCCAUGAUUGUUAGCCGGGUCGACAACCUCCCGAAGACGCUUCUUCAGCGAUGCCGCAGCGUGCAUCGCAAUUAUUGACUCCGGGACGACGCCGAUCAGCUUCCCCGGUGGACCCAAAGCGGUUCCGUUGCGAGUAACGUACACCGUAAGGUGAAGAGAUACGAGUUGCUUACUGAGGGUCAAAGCGAGUGCGAAUUCUAGUCUAUCAAGUACUUAAAGCACUUCAAAUGGACAAGCGUGCAUUUGAUGAAAAAGGAAAUUAUGAACAAAUGUUAUUUAAAAAUGUUUCAAUAAAAUAACGGACAGGAUUGUUGUCAAAUAAACAUUCUAUUCGUGCUGUUUCUGCAGUGGGAAGUAACGCUUUAUAUUUUCCUCGUAAAGCGGCGAUUAGUUAGUGAAGAAAAAGAAAAAUAUAUAGAAGAGUAAGUGGUGUCACGUUAAAAAUGCCCUCGAACGGCGAAUUCGCAAAAUGAAGUGUCCUGCAAACUGCACUGAGAAGAUACGCGAAUUAUUAUUUCGAGAGUGAUCGCACGGAGAAUCACGCCUGAUGGAAGCUUUAACACGUUACGCGCAGUUGGCGGAAUUGCGGAAAGAACAUCAAUUUCUUCUAUUGCGGACCCGAUACGCUUCCGGAGCAUGGACGAGGUUGAAUUCCGGAAACGACAGGUGUGGGAGGAACACCGGAAUCGCCAGGAUGCAGGAGCAAGAUUCCAGGUGCACAGGAUAGAAUGAAUCGUCGGGAGGACCCGCUGUUACGGCAGCAUCGCAGCCGUUUGCUGCAAUUGGCCGAGGCGACAAACAUCAAGCCUGGCCGUGGCAGCGGGAAGAGACGCGGACAAAGACAGUCGCAUGGUUUCGGGCCCAGUAAUGGCGGACCCAGCCGCGUGACGCUCCAGGACAUUGUCAGAAACGAUCCUGGAUACACGCCGAACAUCGAGCACUUAGUGUUUCCGGAGCGCAAGAGCAGCAAUCCGAAUUUGGCGGGUGUUGUCGAUGGCUCGCCGCCAAAUAAAUCCAAGUCAAAUGCGAGCUCAGGAAGAUCCAGACUCGCCGAGGUCUUCGCUCGGCAUUACGCAAGAGGAUCCUCGCAAGACUCGUCCGUUACGUCCAGAAAAAAUCAUGUAAAUAGCACGUCAUUGGAUAGUGGGAGCACGAUAGGUCAUCAGCCGGGGCCCGGCGGGUCCACGGUGGUGACGCGGAAUGCUGGGCGCCGCUGGCUCUCGCAGAACUCGCAAUCCUCGAGACAGCACUCGACCGAGGAUGGGGUACGUGGGGGUAAUGUGGGCGUCGGAGGGCCCGUUUCGACCUUGUCCUCGAGCCAAACCUCCGGUCAGGCUGCGCCUCCCGCCCUGCCGCCGCGCAGAAUCAGUCCGGCCGCGGAUACAAGCGAGAUCACUAACGCGGGUCCUAUCCCGCGUGUCGACAGGGGCCCUAAUGUAUCGAUCCUCCAUCUCCGUAACGCGUCAGCGGACCCUUGGGAGGUUGGCUCUCAAGGCUCCUCGUACAGCGUCAGCAGCAAUAAGAGUCAGACAGCGAGCGGCAGAGGAAAAUCCAGCGGGAACGCGCGUGGAUCCUACAACCGCGGUAGUUCGAUACCAUCCCUAAAACGUCACGAUACAUCCACGUCGACCACAUCGACGUCGAGCCACAAGCAUCGUCAAGACAGCCACGGCCAGGUCUCCGCCAGUUCCCGUCGACGCGAUGCCGUAAACUCCUUCUUAUCGGGUAACAGCGGCACUUCCGGUGAGCUGUUUAUCAGCGGCAACUGCAGUCGCGAGCUCUCGCCUGUGCGAUGGUGCGAUCGCGAGGUUGAUGGCGUUUACUUGGGUCGUUCCGGCUGGGUGCAGGUACAGCAGCGGUCUCUCGACGAAAAUCGUCGUGCAAACUAUGAGAGCAACUUGGUAACUGCGGCCACUGGUACUUUACCGUUGUCGCGACGGGCGGCGGUGAAAUUAGCGGACUAUCAUUGCAACAGCGAGCCGGGCAAGUGUCCGCAGGACUUUACCAGAGGAUUAGACUCACAGCGACCUGAUUUCCUCGCGCUGCACAGCCAGGAUUUCGACUCUAUCACUACCAGUGCCUGCACGUCGCCGCACAGCAUUCCGGAGUCCUUCUCUCCACCAUCGAUUACGCCGAUUAUAUCGCCGCCACCGGCGUUCCAAGACGCCGUUGCCGGCAAAAAGUCCUCCUCCAGACAUUCGUCUUCCUCUGCCGUGCGCAGCAAUUAUGGCAGCAAGGCCCCUUUUCUACCGCGAUCGAAUGCCAUCGUCGAUAGCGACAUUAUCAGUCCGCCACCAUCGCCGCCACCUCAUCAGGUCAACUGGAGCUCCCUUCCGUCCAGGAAGAAUUCCGGUUUAGCGUCAUCCAGGUCAAAGAGACAAAAUGCCAAUCAGCAGCAACAACAACAACAACAGCAACAAUAUCGUAUGGCGCAAGCCAAGUCCCUGGAGGAUCAAUCAUCCUCCAGAAGAUCGCAAUUCGCGCAGAGAUAUCUCGAAUCGUCCAGCUCGUCAUCAUCGUCGAUGGGAUUCCGAAGCCUUGACAGUUGUGUCACAAAACCUAUUAUGCCUAGUUUGGCAGAGAAUACAGAUUCUUCAGUGGAAGGAUAUGAAGAUGGUGACGAAGAUGAUAAUCCUAGUUCAUCCUUAAAUCUCAGUUUGGUGUCGUCGUCAGCUCUUGCCUUGAAUUCGUCCACAGAAUCGAUUCGCGCCAACGGCGAACGAAUAUCGCCCAACAGGCAAGGGAGAAUCCAUAGAAGCCAACAGGGGCUCAGAAGAUCGCCCGGAUCCUCCGAAUCAGGAAAACAGAUGUUUAAUUCACCUUCUUCAUCGUCUUCCUCGUCCAGCAGCGAGGGACGACAAGGGCGGUCACCUACGCCUAAUCCAUUCAGACGCGGCAAUCCCUCGCGACAGCACCAGAGCGCUAGGACCAAUCAGGUAUCGCCUGAUUCUCAUCAAUCCCGAGUUAGAAGAUCCAGGAGUCUCCAAUUACCGGAGAAAAGGUCACCGGGAACGACGGGCCCGCAGAGAGAACACUCCCGAGAGUCAAACGAGGCACACAGAGUUGUUGUGAAAAUUGUGAAUGAUCGAGGAAGUGACAGGUCCAAGCGCCAUGUUCUUCAGAACAGAAAAGCUCAAUCCACUGACGAUACCAUAAAUGAGAAUCUUUUCCGCGAAACGGAGAUGGUGACUGAAUAUCUGUAUGGCACGCGUAGCCGCGUCGUGCCUAGAAAUAUGAUGUCAAGCCGCUAUGAACGUCGCGACGAGAGCCAAGAGCAGAGACGAGGCAAUAACACGUAUGACGUUUACAUCAUAUCCUCCAAGCAGCAACAGCAGCAAUCUUCGAAAGUAUCAAAUUCUUCACAAUCUCAACAACAGCAACAGCCACAGCAGUCGCAAUCGCAACAACAGCAACAGCAACAGCAGCAACAGCAACAAUCAAGGCGGCCACGGACGCUGCAGAGAGGUGCUACAACACCAAACGCGAACGCGCCAUCCAUCAAUCAAGACUUCUGUAUCAGCCCAGAUACAAAACUGCGUUGUAACAGCAGCACGUGCGACUUUUGGCCUCAUUGCUCACAAAGAGAAACCUUGUAUUCACCAAAUCAGGCGCCACCACCAGUUUUCAUGAAGCUGUCGCAGAGUUAUCCAGCACAUCAGAGACUCUCCACCGAUGCUGGUAGUCAUCGCGGAAGUGCGAGCUCUUCCCCGGCCUCUCUCGAGCGAAUGGACGAUCGGGAGCUUCGUGACAGAGAUAAUUUAAGGAAGAGCAGAAACAGCCAGCAGGGCAAAUAUCAGGAGAGACCCAAAGCCGUGCUCAAGCAGGCCAAUAGAUGGUCGCCGUUGGAGGGAUCUAACGGGAAUGUAGGCUCUGGAACGGAGAAGAGGGAUCAGAUGCAUCACCGAGUGUACCGGAAGCCUGAUUUUCCGGGAUCCUUCGAGAGCACCGACAGCAAGGAUAGGAGAGUGUCGCCUGUUCAAGGAAUGAACGUCGUCAAUAGAUCGCCAAGCGGCGGCCCGAUUAUCUCCUCGACCACCACCUCGUCGUCUUCGAGCAGUGAUAUUUGGAUUACCACGUCGGAUCGCACGGUGACGAAGAGUCCGCGGAAUGCAAAGAGCUCCGGUGCGUCCACACCAAUAGAGGAUGCUGUAAUCGGUUCGCUUAAGACGUUGAUGGAACCACCGAAGGACGGUACACUAUCCAGGCCUGGUAGUGCGCCAACUCGGGGUGAAGAUUCGCUCAAGGGCGACACCGUCCUGGACCCUCAUCAGCGAUCCUUGUCGCUGCCCAAAUCCUUCCUGGCACACAACACGGCGGAGGGCAGGUCAACAUCCUGGCAGCGAGGACAAGAUUCCCAGCGAUCCAGUCCUAGUCCCAGCAGACUCCGUCACACGCAGGAAGCGGCUACAUCUCACACAGCCCCCGUUUCUCCUUUGCAUGACUACAGAACGAGUGGCCACGCCGGAAGGGAAAGACGACGAACUCCUGGUCUCAGCAAAGCUCAACGGCGGAUCAAAGCGUCCAGCACCCCGGCGCUUUUGGAUAGAAAUCAUGACAGUCGACAAUGGUCUGGCGACGAAGAGGACGAAGGAACAAGGACGGGCCACGUGACGACCGAACAUCCCUUGGCCGAGGCUACGAUCCCUCUGGUCAGUCAUUCCAGGUUGCAAGAACCGUCUUCCGUCCUGAAUGUUGCCAAUGUGCCCACCGGCGGAAGUCAAAAUGCUGCGCAUCGCGCACAGAGCCAGCAAGAGAGCGUACUGCAGAAAUUCCGUAAGAGCUUCUCGCUGAGGUUCCACAAGAAAGGCAGUAAGGAGAGCAACGAGGAAUGUCCCGUGGAAGACAAUGAUGGCACCGGGCCAUUGGAUGAGGAGGAAGGCACAGAAUCGCCUUCCGUAACCACUUCCGAGCAAAGCAGUCAAAGCCAACACAAAGACGAUUCUAGCAAUGACCAGAAAUUCCGGUUUGGCCCACUCGUCUGGAGGAGCAGCAAGGAGAGAAAAAAGGGUAACAAAGCUGCCCGAAACGCCAAAUGCAACAGCGGAGACAGCGGUAUACAAAUCGAGAUGGUAUCUGGUGGAGCGUUGACUGGGGGCAGUGGCGGUGGAGUGAUGGGGGGUGGUGACAGCUCCGAGUCCCACGAUACGGACGAUAUUCCCGACGACACUGACAGCCCUCCGGCUCUUCGCAGGCGAGUUACCGAUAAAUUGCGACCCCAGUCCGAGCUCAUCAACCAGAUACUGAUUGACAAGUUCAAGGCGGAUCUACAGAAUCGUGCGUCGCGGCAUAAUCACGUGCGUCGCACGAACAGCGAUUUAGGAGGGCAGAGAUUGCUCCAAUGGGACACCAGAUCUGGAUACGUUCACAAUUAUCGCAGGAUGCUGUCAACUCCGUCACCGAUCAAAUCGAGACCGCCAAGGCUCAGCCCGAGGCACUCCUCCCAUGAUAUCGUUACGCUCAGAAGUAACGCGAAAGGGAGGAGUUCUCGGACAAAUUUGAGGCGGUCGCUUAGCCAGCCACUGGGAAUCAAUCAGCUUUCGCCGUUAAUGCGCGUCAAAACCGCAGUAGGCGCGAGAUUACCCAGUGGCAACGUGCUAUCAGAGGACGAGCAGGAUGGAAGAGCCGGAACAUCAGAAGAUGAUGAAAUGAUGUCUGAUUCCGAAUCUUCGAUCGCUUCCUUGACGGAUAAAAAAAAAUCAUUCGAGCAAACGAUGGAUGAAGAGAUUGUCAUGUUAGCUGAAGCCGUUUGGGAUCAUGUGGCAAUGGAGUCGGAAGAGUUGGCUUUUCGUGCUGGGGAUGUCAUCGAUGUUCUCGAUACCCUGGACAGGGAUUGGUGGUGGGGUAGCUGCAGAGGAGAGUAUGGAUGGUUUCCUGCCGCUUUUGUCAGGUUGCGCGUGAGUCAAGAGGACACGGUGGAGGAUUGUCUGGCUGCAAUGGCUUCGGGAGGGUCUUCAGGUACUCAGCUCAGAAGACGAACAAGCAUCUCCCUACUCUCGAACGAGCAAGUAAGAACUAGCGUGGUCCGCGAGCUUGUCCAGACUGAGCGCGAUUUCGUUAAGGUUCUACGCGACGUGGCUGAGGGUUACAUCGCGGAAUGCCGCAGGCGAACGGAUAUGUUUACCGAGGAGCAGAUCGAGACGAUCUUCAUCAACCUCGAAGAGCUCCUAGACUUUCAAUCCGAAUUCCUGAAGGACCUUGAAGAUCGCAUCGACUGGAACGCGCCGUACAAAAGCUGCGUUGGCGAAUGCUUCCUCAAUCAUAGGGCGGGUUUUCGCAUGUAUUCCGAAUACUGCAACAGUCACCCAAUGGCCACGGCAACGUUGCAAGAGCUUUAUCAGCACAAUCGUUAUAGCAAAUUUUUCGAGGCUUGUCGAUUGAUGAGGGGUCUCAUAGAAAUCCCCUUGGACGGAUAUUUAUUGACUCCCAUCCAACGUAUAUGCAAAUAUCCUCUUCAAUUGGCGGAGCUGCUGAAAUAUACGAAGACCGAUCAUCCGGAUUAUCACAAGAUCCAGGAGGCCUUGGAAGCGAUGAGAGACGUCGCUGUAUUGAUCAACGAGAGAAAAAGGCGGAUGGAAAGUUUGGAAAAGUUAGCCGCAUGGCAAUUGCGCGUAGAAGGUUGGGAGGGUGAGGAUCUCAUAGAAGUUUCGUCGCAACUUAUUUAUCAAGGUGAGGCGAUGAGAGUGAAGACCGGUAUGUGGACAAACAACAUUACGUUAUUCCUUUUCGAUCAUCAACUGGUCUAUUGCAAAAAGGACAUUCUCAAGCGUAAUACUUACGUCUACAAAGGUCGCAUCUAUCUCGACACUAGCGAAGUCAUUGAUGUGCCUGAUGGAAAAGACCUUCAAUCGGGGGUAACAGUGAGACAUUGUCUGAAGGUGUACAGCUGCGUCCGAGACAAAUGGCUACUUUUUUGUUGCCGCACAGCGGAAGAGAAACGGCGAUGGCUAGCGGCAAUGGCUGAGGAACGAAGGCUGGUGGCUCAGGAUAGAAACGAUGGAUUGGAGUUUCCAGCAGCAGCUAGGCAACUUGCCAGGCUUGCCGCCAGCAGACAGCAGAACAGGCCACCGAUCAAACCUCGCAAUAAAACGUAUAAGAGAGAGUCUGCGUACGAGAUGCCCACAACAAUGGUCGGUGGUCAAGGCACCACUAAUUCGUUGGGACGGAAGGUUGGGACAUGGUUUAUGUUUGGUAGCAGUAAGAAAAGUGCACGGCUUCAACCGUCCUGAGACAGGCCUACCUUCGUACCGUAUAUUGACCUGUAAGCUGCAGCUAAUAACGCUGCAUCGUCCUAUCGAAAUCCUGGCGCGAGACAUCUCGAUAUUGGUUGCUUCGAAACUUAGGAACCUUUGCGAGCAGAAUACACUCGAGAAUAUCUUUGUUAACUGAUAUUCCAAUCAGAGUAAUGCUCACUUUGCAACCGGUCAAAUCAUGGAAAUUAUUCUUCGUGGAUCGAUGAACGAACCACUGAUCGCUAGGACCGAGGAUGAACAGCGCCUCGUCAUAUAUACGGCACGGAGGUGUUAAUUCAUAAGUGGCUUUUGUCCUACGAAGUAUACCUCGAAUCUUCUUCUAAGGCAGGGAAAAUAAUCGUUAUCAACCGAUCUUGAUCAUUGUCCGUGGAGAGGAAAAUAGAAGAAACUUUCAAUGAUUUUUCAUUUACUGCCUCUCUCACGAAAACAGACGUUUGUCUCUAUCAAAUGUCAUCGUCCAAUUUAGAUAUUUGCGGGCAAAAGUCGCUCAUUAUGCCUAACCAGGAUUUUGUGAGUCUUCGAAUCGGUGCUCCCCUAAUUAUUAGGUCUUAAAAGCAAUGUUCGAUCAUCUUCGACGUUACGUAUACGGCGGUGCUUAGUCUGAAAUAAACACUGACUAAAGAUAGAACGUUUCGAAGAAGAAAAAUAUUUGUUACGAGCUGAGAAAGAUGUAUAAUCGAUCUUGUAGAUAUUUGAUGUUAAAAACUACAUUAAUAGUAGCGGACAUGAGGGUAGAUUAGAAAAGUAGAGAGACAUUUAGAGAAGUAGAUAGUAAAUAUAACAUAAAGUCAAUAGCGGGCUUAUGAAGUACUAAAGAGAAAGUACUAGUCAUUCUUCAUUGCGAAUUCUUGGUAAACGCCGAUGAAAACAUGAUAUACAUAAUAUAUGAUGUAUUGUUACACACGCAAUCGCUUUUUGGGUAAAGCUGGCAUGGUACGUCACACGGCUGUAUUUUUUAUGAUAAACGAAAGACUGACGACCGAGAUGCUUCCUCAAGAGGAAACCUUGAGGUUGUAAUCUUGAGAGAGAAAUGCGACGGGAUCGAUCAGGAAAUAUUUGAAUUGAAUUAAACGAGCUUCGCCUUCGUCUAGAUUAUUUGACUAUUUUGAGAAUAAUUUUUUCGACCAAUUUUAUGUACAACGAGAAUCGUUUGUAAUAACACGUUCUGCGCAAGUGUUAGCAAGUUCGAUCACGAAAUUCAUAUUGAUUGAUUUUGCGAGGAAAUUCUGAUCAGCGAUUCCGCAUACCACUUUUCUCUCAACGAAAAUAUAGAUGUAUUUUGUAGAGAAAAUCUCCAGCGAGCUAUACAAGGUAACUCUUACUGCCUAACUAAUGUUCGUUAUUUCGCGUCAUAAUGGUAAUAUUUGUAGUAGUUUGUACGAAAUUGUGAAAGGACGAGGAAAAAACGAGAAGAUGAAACGCAAGAGCAAAGGAAAGAAAAAUAAAAUUUAUGUUUUCGCGGAACAACAUAGUAGCAGUAUUAUUCAUACAAAUGAAAAAAGUGAUUAGUCAAGAUAUGUCAAGAUAUGUAAGUACUCGCAUAUCACGCCUCCUUAUUCAACUGCGAUAUAAAAGCACCAAGCUUUUAAAAGAAAAAAAAGAUGAAAGAAAAAAGAAAGAGGAAAAAGGAGAUUAUUGAGGGAAUCUCUCAAUUUUUUCUACUCUUGUAUGAAAGAUGCAGACCUAGCAACGAGAAAAUAUCUGUCAGCCAGCAGAACCUCUGUGUUAAUUAUGCAUAUUAUCUAUGCGGUCCCUUGACAAAAUGUUCGAUCUUGCAGUUUUAGCGACUCACGGAUUCUGAAAGUUUCCAACACUGCCAAUAAGUUUAAAGAAAUACGUCUUCGUUCAUUAGAAUUGUUUGAUCCGGUCUGUAAUAAGAGAAAAAGAGAUCGGUGCGUUUUCGAUUUUCUCUCUACAUACAUACGAGGGACAAACGCGAUUAUUCUGUCUUUUUGAUAUUUGUGUCUAAAGGGAUGUAACACAAGUAUGGGCGAGGCGAUAUUUACGUUUUGUAUAACACAGAAAAGUAUAUUUUUACUUAUUUCUUGACAGCGUAAAUUACUAUAUAUGACGAGGACAAUAUAAUGAUAAAAGAAUGGAUCAAGAUUCCUACUGUACAGAGAGAUCAUUAGCCUGUUGAUGUUUAGACUUAGGAGAGGCGCAAUUUGUUGCUGGACCCAACUCAUUUCAGAGUUAUUUUUAUAGAAGAAAUGACUCAUUAGUUCGAAUGUGAUUUUUUCAAUAAGUAUCGCUAAUACAUGAAAUGCUUUAAUGGCUAACAUAAGUAUAAGGAAGAGACGUAAUUUGUCAAAAAUAAGUAGCGGAAAGGUCCCGAGCAACACGCAGGUCUAAAAGACAUCCUUCAGAGGAACGUCUUCUCAAUAAGUUUUAGAGGCAUCUUUUGAUGACACUCGUGUUGUCUACGGGAUAUUGUGUAAUGCACAAGUAAGCACAACUUUUCACAAACAAUUCACAAAACCGUACUUGCACUGUCACGACGGAGAAGUAAUCGAAAUCCGUGAACAUUUCGUAUCUUGCACUCACGAGCUCUCAUGUACAGGUGUCUCUCAUUGACAGGUGAAUUACAUAUCUAACGUAAUCUCAA